AUGUCCACGGAGAACGAGAUAGAAUUAGUUGCUGUCUCAGCUCGGAGCUCGACUUUCGACGGUACAGUAGAAACUCCAACUUCGCAGGACCCGCCUAGAGUGGAGACCGGCAAUGCCGCCCUGCGGAGUCAAGAGCAACUGAACGAUCAUCAGAUAGAAGCCCUUCCACCCGUGGAUGGUGGUAAACAAGCUUGGCUCUUCUUGAUAGGUGCGACCUAUAUGGAGACGCUCAUAUGGGGACUACCGUUCUCCAUCGGUAUCUUGCACGUGUACUGGACAAAUACAUUAUUCCAAGGGCAGGGCGCUUCUGCGAUAACUUUAGCUGCUACUCUACAGACCGGUUUGCUGUACAUGGCAUGUGCUUUCUUCGGACCGAUAUUCGCUGCAAUCCCACGAUGGACUAAGACUUUACAAGUGAUCGGUCUGAUAAUAGGCUCUGUGUCCAUGAUCUCGAGUGCAUUCGUUACGAAGCCAUGGCAUCUUAUCGUCACUGUUGGUAUCUUCUAUCCUAUGUCUUGCGCCUGUUACUUCCCUUGUGCAACCCUGCUAUUCGAAUGGUGGCAUGCUCGAAGAGGAUUUGCAUCUGGCACGAUGUAUGCUGGUACUGGGGUGGGCGGCACUGUCUUCCCAUUCAUCAUGCAGGCUCUACUAGAAAGAUUCAGCUACAAGGCAGCCAUGAUCGCCUUGGGCUUGGGAUAUCUAGUAACAGGAAGUAUCGCACUCAUACCUAUCAAGCGAAGAAUUCCUCUAUCGAGAUACGAUCAAGACGGUAUCAGUCGAAUUAGACCAAGAAUCGACUGGUCUUUCGGAAAAAGAAAGGCCCUUUGGCUGGGUAUGAUGGUGAUUGGUGUGACAAGUCUGGGUAAUUUCGUUCCUAGUUUAUGGUUGCCUUCCUACGCCGACGACUUGGGUCUACACAGUCCUAAUGGAACAGCUCUGGUAGCUAUUCUGAACGCUGCUACUGCCAUAGGAAAUGGAUUAUUGGGAUACCUUUCUGACAAAAUGUCACUGAGAUCAACCAUAUUCAUCUCAUGUGCGGGGAGUGCAGCAGCUUGCGCAUUCUUGUGGGGUUUCGGUCAGAAUUCCGGCGUCUUGGUGACAUUUGCGAUUAUCUUCGGUCUUCUCGGUCCAAGCUUCUCGGCUGUUUGGUCCAAAAUUAUCCACCUUGUCUCCCGAGACGACCCCGCUGUAACAGCUUUGACUUUCUCCAUCUUCGCCUUCGUUAGAGGCGUAGGAAACAUGAGUUCAGGUCCUAUCUCCGAAUCACUACUCAAAUAUGAUGUACUGCGAGGAGUCAUUGGUGCUUAUGGAUACAAGAACUAUGGUAUUCUCCUGAUCUAUACCAGUGUAACGAUUUUGACUGGUGGUGCUGCCGGAUUUUUCUUCAACAAGGUCCAGAGUGUAUAG
Messenger RNA from Kwoniella botswanensis, 1407 nucleotides. RefSeq lists its product as uncharacterized. Lineage: Eukaryota; Fungi; Basidiomycota; Tremellomycetes; Tremellales; Cryptococcaceae. The transcript is spliced from 9 exons. Gene Ontology annotation, biological process: transmembrane transport. The coding region runs from base 1 to 1407 and encodes 468 amino acids. Gene Ontology annotation, cellular component: membrane. The record is from RefSeq and is a predicted model, not a curated record. Gene Ontology annotation, molecular function: transmembrane transporter activity.